Messenger RNA from Trichoderma virens Gv29-8, 1911 nucleotides. RefSeq lists its product as uncharacterized. Gene Ontology annotation, biological process: DNA-templated transcription; positive regulation of transcription from RNA polymerase II promoter by galactose. Gene Ontology annotation, cellular component: nucleus. Lineage: Eukaryota; Fungi; Ascomycota; Sordariomycetes; Hypocreales; Hypocreaceae. The transcript is spliced from 6 exons. The record is from RefSeq and is a predicted model, not a curated record. The coding region runs from base 1 to 1911 and encodes 636 amino acids. Gene Ontology annotation, molecular function: DNA-binding transcription factor activity, RNA polymerase II-specific; RNA polymerase II cis-regulatory region sequence-specific DNA binding; zinc ion binding.
AUGUACCGGGUAAUAGCCUCUAGCUAUCGUUCGAUUUGUCUGACCAUCCUUCAGUGUGACGGCUCACGUCCCCGGUGUACGAUGUGCAUUGAGAUGGGUCUAGAGUGCUUCUAUCAGCAGCCGGCAGGGGCAUCGGGGAAACAAUACUCGACAGAGCUUGAGGGAAGGCUGCACUCUAUCGAAGAGACUCUGCGUCUACUGGUGGGGAGACAAGAAACAGCUGCCCCCCCUUCAUUAAACUCCAGGAGUGUGCUGGAUCCAGAAGAUGCCGAAGAGUCAAGUAGAGAUGACUCUCAAGCUCAAAUCCAGUUUGAAGACACAGUUGACGGAAUGGGGGCCAUUACUUUUGCAGAUGAACAGGAAUCCGGCUUCUUUGGUAACGCUGCCUGCUCGGUUGCCAAUGGCGUCACAAGUGCUAAUGCCGUUUCUGAUACAGGGCCGUCUUCCAAUAUUGCUUUCAUUGGACAGAUCACACACGCUAUGGCUACCGCAGCAAAUACAGACCCGGCCCGACCUCUCCCAGUUGAUGCAAGGAUGGAGGGUGCCAUGAUGAGCAUCUCUCGACCAGCAUCACCGAUUGCCGGAGCACAAAGUUUGGACCACAGUCUUUCAGCGGCGGUUGAUGUGUAUAGUCUUCCACCUGAGGCAGACAUGCUGCAUCUUAUCCGACUAUUCUUUGCCGACACAGGAAUGCUAUUCCCAUACGUGCAUGAGGGCUCUCUACUCCAAGAGUUUGCUGCGGCAAAACAGAACAAUUUCACAUCAGUCAGACGCUCAUGGCUAUGUUUAUUGAAUAUGGUCCUAGCGUUUGCCACUUGUGUCAGCGCCCGCCCUGAUUUGCCUGUCGAACGAAACGCGGCAGAGUCAGACGUCUUCUUCAAGCGAGCCCAAGCUUUGUCUGGGAAGAUGGCAUUCAGAACUGCCAAUGUUGAGAUUGUUCAAUACCUAUUAUUAAUGACGCAAUUUCUUCAGGGAACACAGCGUUCUGCCCAGACAUGGAACCUCCAUGGCCUCACUGUUAAGGCGGCUCUGCAGCUAGGGCUCCAUACUUCUAGUUCGUACACCAAAUUUACACCACUGGAGAAGGAGAUAAGGAAACGCACCUGGUAUGGCUGCGUAAUGGCACUUCCUUUGGAUGUGGACUUUGAUGUGGUCAAUACCGUCACCGGCCCGCCUCUUGAGAUGCUAGGCAGUCCAUCAACAGUAUCAUUUUACAUCUUUACGAUAAAGCUUUAUUCAAUUCUGGGCGAUGUAAUUGCAGACCAAUAUGGCCUAAAUCUCGGUUGUGCUCCACAGCCUUCAAUCUCCCUUAUGCUUGAGAGCGUAAUCAGAUUGGAGAGUAAGCUACUGCAAUGGAGACGCGAUCUGCCGCUGCAGCUCAAGGCUAGACCGUGGGAUUCAUCUUUCAUCGAUUCAAACCAAAACAUAGUUUUUGAUCGCCUCUCAAUCAUUCUUUCAUUACGCUAUCUUAACACUCGGGUAUUGCUCCACAGACAAGUCCUAGCAAGGUUCUUGGAGCAAAUCAACAAUGGUGAUAGGAACUCCGAAGAAGGCAUAUUCUUGCGACAAUUUGGACAUGGAAGCUUUCAAGUCUGCUUGGAAUCUGCUUCCGAGAUUAUUUCCAUCGUUCACAAGAUGGGAAAGAAACCCUCUCUUCUCGGAGCGUGGUGGUUUUCUACCUAUUACACCUUUAAUGCUGCUCUUGCGAUAUUUGCUGGCCUUCUCAUUCAGGCAAAUGGGAUAGCCGGCCCUAUGAUGGCCGGAUUGGAGACAGACGACCUCAGAACUAGUCUAUACCUAGCCGUAGAGGCGCUGCAAAAUCUUGGUGGCGGCGCACGAUUAGUACAAAGAUGCCGCAAAUAUCUCGAAACACUUGUACGAGUCGCUGCAACAACAAAAGGUGAGUUUUGA